Messenger RNA from Gracilinanus agilis (Agile Gracile Mouse Opossum), 2738 nucleotides. Its product is annotated as collagen alpha-2(I) chain-like. The annotation marks the transcript as partial. NCBI's taxonomy places the organism in Eukaryota, Metazoa, Chordata, Mammalia, Didelphimorphia, Didelphidae. Gene Ontology annotation, molecular function: extracellular matrix structural constituent. The transcript is spliced from 24 exons. The record is from RefSeq and is a predicted model, not a curated record. Gene Ontology annotation, cellular component: collagen type I trimer.
GGUCUGCCCGGCCCCUCGGGCCCAGCUGGCGAAGGCGGCAAAGUAGGAGAGAGGGGGCUCCCCGGUGAAUUCGGCCUCCCCGGACCUGCUGGCCCAAGAGGCGAGCGCGGCCCCCCCGGAGAAAGCGGAGCAGUCGGCCCCACCGGCUCCCUCGGAAGCCGGGGUCCUUCCGGCCCCCCGGGCCCUGAUGGCAACAAGGGCGAGCCUGGCGUCGCCGGAGCCCCUGGAAAUGCGGGUCCUGCCGGCUCUGGGGGAGUCCCGGGAGAGCGCGGUGCUGCUGGCGUCCCCGGAGGCAAAGGAGAGAAGGGUGAAACUGGGCCCAGAGGCGAGUUUGGAAACCCCGGCAGAGACGGCGCUCGGGGAGCUCCUGGUGCCAUGGGGGCCCCCGGUCCUGCCGGAGCCACCGGAGAGAGGGGUGAAGCUGGCCCGGCUGGUCCCGUCGGUCCCACUGGUGCUCGAGGCGCCCCUGGCGAUCGUGGAGAGGCCGGCCCCGCGGGCCCCAACGGAUUCGCAGGCCCUCCCGGUGCCGCUGGUCAAGCCGGAGCAAAGGGAGAACGAGGAACCAAAGGACCCAAGGGAGAAAACGGGGCCGUGGGCCCCACCGGCCCUGUGGGUGCAUCCGGCCCGGCGGGUCCCAGCGGUCCUCCCGGCCCCGUCGGCGGUCGCGGUGAUGGUGGCCCCCCCGGCGUGACUGGCUUCCCUGGUGCUGCUGGGAGAACUGGAGCCCCCGGCCCUUCUGGCAUCACUGGUCCUCCUGGCCCCCCUGGCGCUUCUGGAAAGGAAGGGCCUCGUGGUCCUCGCGGUGACCAAGGUCCCAUCGGCCGCGCCGGAGAGACGGGCGCCGUCGGCCCCGUUGGCUUCACUGGAGAGAAGGGUCCUCCCGGAGAGGCUGGCGCCAGCGGUCCCCCUGGCUCGUCGGGCCCUCAAGGUAUUCUCGGUGCUCCUGGAAUUCUCGGGCUGCCUGGCUCAAGAGGAGAACGUGGUCUUCCCGGGGUGUCUGGAUCGCUGGGUGAACCCGGGCCUCUCGGCAUCUCUGGCCCUCCUGGUGCUCGAGGUCCCCCUGGCGCUGUGGGCAACCCUGGCGUCAACGGCGCUCCUGGCGAAGCUGGUCGUGAUGGCAACCCUGGCAACGAUGGGCCGCCCGGCCGAGAUGGACUUGCUGGUCACAAGGGGGAGCGCGGCUACCCCGGUAACCCCGGCGCCGUGGGCAACGCUGGAGCUCCUGGCCCUCACGGGACUGUGGGGCCCGCCGGCAAGACCGGAAACCGCGGUGAGCCGGGUCCUGCCGGCUCAGUGGGCCCCGUCGGCCCCUUCGGCGCGAGAGGCCCGAGCGGCCCUCAAGGUCCCCGAGGAGACAAGGGAGAGCCCGGCGACAAGGGACCGAGAGGCUUGAACGGCUUCAAAGGACACAACGGAUUCCAAGGCCUUCCCGGCAUCUCAGGACAACACGGAGAUCAAGGUGCUCCGGGUUCCGUCGGCCCCGCCGGCCCCAGGGGUCCUGCUGGUCCUUCCGGCCCCGCUGGCAAAGACGGCCGCCCCGGACACGCAGGGGCCGUCGGGCCUGCUGGCCUUCGUGGCUCCCAAGGCAGUCAAGGUCCCGCCGGUCCUCCCGGCCCCCCCGGCCUGCCCGGGCCCCCUGGUCCAAGCGGGGGUGGCUACGAGUUCGGCUACGAAGGCGAUUUCUACCGGGCGGACCAGCCUCGCACUCAGGCUUCCCUCAGACCUAAGGACUACGAAGUCGACGCUACCCUGAAGUCCCUCAACAACCAGAUCGAGACCAUCCUCAGCCCAGAAGGCUCAAAGAAGAACCCUGCCCGGACCUGCCGAGACCUCAGACUCAGCCACCCCGAAUGGAGCAGCGGUUUCUACUGGAUCGACCCCAACCAGGGCUGCACCAUGGACGCCAUCAAAGUAUACUGUGACUUCUCCACCGGCGAGACCUGCAUCCGCGCCCAGCCCGAGAGCAUCCCGGCCAAGGCCUGGCCCCUUCCCGGCACUCCCAAGAAGCACGUGUGGUUCGGAGAGACUCUCAACGGUGGCACCCAGUUCGAAUACAACAGCGAAGGCGUGACCUCGAAGGACAUGGCCACCCAGCUGGCCUUCAUGCGCCUGCUGGCCAACCACGCCUCCCAGAACCUCACCUAUCACUGCAAGAACAGCGUGGCCUACAUGGACGCUGAGACGGGCUCUCUGAAGAAGGCCGUCAUCCUGCAGGGCUCCAACGACGUGGAGCUCACGGCCGAGGGCAACAGCAGGUUCACGUUCACCGUGCUGGAAGAUGGCUGCUCCAGAAAGACCAACGAGUGGGGAAAGACCGUGAUCGAGUACAAGACCAACAAGCCCUCUCGCCUGCCCUUCCUGGACAUCGCGCCUUUGGACAUUGGGGGGGCAGACCAAGAAUUCUCUUUGGACAUUGGCCCCGUCUGUUUCAAAUGAACCAUCUGCAGCGAAAUGGAAGAAAAGAAAAGGAAAAAAAAAAGAUGCCCCCCACGUCCUCCCCCUGCCCUUCCUCCUUCCCCCCUUCUUGCCCUCCAAUCCGAUCCCUUCUGUCCCUCCUGCUCGGCUCCUGCUUCAACUCUGGGCAAAAGAGAAGGGUCAGGACUCUCGGAGCACCGUGCAAUGCAGCGGACCCCAGGCCCCCCCCAGGCCUCCUGACACCCGCCUGGGGGAGGGGCAGCCCUUGUAAAGACGGGACCCCACCAGGAAAGGAAACAAUAAAAAGCAAACCCUUUGCACCA